Messenger RNA from Chlamydomonas reinhardtii, 2369 nucleotides. RefSeq lists its product as uncharacterized. The transcript has 12 exons. The record is from RefSeq and is a predicted model, not a curated record. Gene Ontology annotation, molecular function: ATP hydrolysis activity; ATP binding. The coding region runs from base 129 to 2126 and encodes 665 amino acids. Gene Ontology annotation, biological process: microtubule severing. NCBI's taxonomy places the organism in Eukaryota, Viridiplantae, Chlorophyta, Chlorophyceae, Chlamydomonadales, Chlamydomonadaceae. Gene Ontology annotation, cellular component: microtubule cytoskeleton.
CUGAUAGGAAACUAACGACGAGUAAUAGCCAGGAAAUCGCUCGCAAACGAGAAAACAGAAUUAGCGACUGAUAAGUUGCCCAAACGUGACCCGCAUCACAUGACGGCUGGCUGCGAUAUAACUAUGUGAUGGAUGACCCGCAGCUGCAGCGGGCCAUCUACGCGUCCUAUCAGACGGCUCGGGCCCAAGGAUACUCUGUAGCCGGUGGUCGCAGCAGUGCUGGACAGAGCCUCGGGAAAGAAGGUGCUAACUUUGCAAGCAGGCUGGCGGGGCCCGUCGGCGCCUACCGGCAGCUCCCUAGCAGCUACAGCCCUGCCACCCGGUCCCACGCAGUCAGCAGUAGCAAUAGAGGCGGUGGUGGCAGUGGCGGCGGUGGCGGCCUGAGCGGCAGUAGCUACCACCUGCACGCCAAGCAUGGCCGUGUCGACUCGCUGCGGCGCGACGGCAUUCGGCCCGCCACCACUGCAACGGUUGCGGGUGGCGAGGGAGGAGCCAGCUCUAUUUCCGCCCCUAGCCUGGGCGGUAGCAACAGGCCGCUGCCGCCGGGGAGAAAUGACGCAGCUGCGGCGGCGGUGGCGACGCAGCACAGUCAAUACCUCCGGGCCGAUACACGCCGGCGUGGGGCCACCUUCCAGCCAAGCAGCAACACCACCCGCACCAGCAGGACCAACAUCACGACGGCGGCGGAUGCGGUGGCUUUAGGCAGCAUUGGAAGCAUGGGGCCAUAUGGGACUACCACAGUCCCACACAGCGGUCAGAAUCCUGUAAUGGAGGCGAUUGCGGCGGUUACAUCCAGUUCCCUGUCAGCAGCGGAGGCACUGGUUGCGCUGCCAGUAGGCCUGGAACAGUCUGGGCCUGGGGGCCGGCGGUCAGCACCACGGCCGCCCGCAGGUGCACACGACGGCGACGGUGGAGGCAGCGGCGUGAUGGCAGCAGCCGCGCCCAUUGCACCCACUGCAGCGCCGGUCGGUGGGCAGGGACCGCCGCCGCGGCAGUUGGUCCCGGUUCCGGCGGCAAGCGGCGGCGGCGGCGGCGUUGUGAUGGUGCCGGCCGGGGUGGACCCAGCGCUGGCUGAGGCGGUGUUGCGAGACGCUGUCACGUGGGACACAGGCGUGGCGUUUGAUGACAUUGCCGGCUGCGAGGCCGCCAAGCAGCUGCUGCAUGAGGCAGUGGCGUUGCCGCUCGUCAUCCCCGAGUUCUUCACAGGCAUUCGAGAGCCGUGGCGCGGCGUGCUGCUUCACGGCCCGCCCGGCACCGGCAAGACGCUGCUGGCCAAAGCGGUGGCGGGCAUGGUGGGCGGAGCCUUCUUCGCGGUGAGCCCCGCCUCUCUGACCAGCAAGUGGCGGGGCGAGAGUGAGAAGCUGCUGUCAACCCUGUUUGAGCUGGCGAGGGCGAACGCGCCCGCCGUAAUUUUCAUGGACGAGAUAGACGCGGUGGGCUCGGCGCGCGGCUCGGAGGGUGAGCACGAGGCCAGUCGCCGCUUCAAAGCUGAGCUGCUGCAGCAGUUAGAUGGGAUGUGCAGCGGCCGUGGCGUGAUGCUGCUCGCCGCCACCAAUUGCCCCUGGGACCUGGACCCAGCACUGCGGAGGCGGCUGGAGAAGCGUAUCCUAAUUGGGCUGCCCGACGCCGCGGCACGACUGGCGCUGCUCCGGCUGCACCUCCGCGGCGUUAGCCUGGCGGCGGAUGUGGACCUGGCGACGGUGGCAACCGCCUGCGAGGGGCUGAGCGGCGCCGACAUCCGGCUGAUGUGCAGGGAGGCCGCCAUGGCGCCCCUGCGGCGACAGAUAGCCACCCACGACAGAAGGCGUGUCAACAAUGGCACCAUCAUCUCCAUUCCACCUCAUUCCGAUCUCGAGCCUGCGGCAGCAUCAGAGCCACAUGCGGCGCAGCACCCCACUUCCGGAAGGUCGGCGGCGUCCACGGCACCGGCGGAAGCGCCGCCGGCACCCCCGCGGCUCCGCUCGGUGGCUGACCUACGGCGGCUGGCGGACAGUGGCGAGCUCGCACGCGGAUUGGUGGUGACAGCGGCAGACCUGGCGGCGGCGCGGGCAGCGCUGCGGCCUUCCGUUUCCCCGGAGCAGGUUGCGCGCUACAUCGCAUGGGACCAGGACUUUGCGUCAACGUAGGGGGGCUGUGCGCCAGUAGCAGACGAGCGGGCUGGGGCAGUUGGGUGUGGGGCAGGUCGAGGUGGUGCCAAGAAUGGGUCAGGCAGGGCAGCUGAUUACAGUGCCCUCCACGGGUGCGACAUGCCCCCAUGGUGUGUUAGGGCCAUCUGUGGACCGGGGCUCUCGCCAACGCGGUGUCCCCACAUGCGAAUGAUGUGUUGAUAGGACAGACGACCACUCAGGACGGUGUAAGAGGGAUAGCGC